AUGACCAACCCUCCCUUACUCAAAACCUCCCCUUCUCUUCCUCCUCCUCUCCCCCAUACCACAAGUCCCUUCCCCAAAACUUCCCAUCCACGUCCCAAAACUACCACUCCUCCUUCCUUUCAGGCCUUCACCCCUCCUCUCUCCAGAACUACUGUUCCUUCUCUUCCCAAAACAACAAUCGCUCCUCUUCCCUCUACCACGCGUCCCUUACCCAAAACCUCCACUCCUCAUCCGCCCAAAACCUCCCCCCAUCCUCUCCCCCACACUGCUCCUCCUCUAUUUGACCGUGAGCCCUUCAUAGUGACCUGGAACAUCCCAAAGCUGGUCUGUAACAGGUACAACAUCUCCCUGGACACCUCCCCCUACAGAGGCGUGGCCACACCUGCCAAGGUGCCAGGUCAGUUCCUGUCUCUGUUCUAUACUGACCGACUGGGGCUCUACCCCCACGUGGACCUGCCUUCCAGGCAGCAGUUCUACGGAGGCAUCCCCCAGAGAGGAAACCUUAGGGCCAGUCUGGCCAAGGCCCGUGCUGACAUCAACUACUACAUCCCUUCCAAGACGGCCCGUGGCCUGGCUGUGAUCGACUGGGAGGACUGGCGCCCCCUGUGGGCCAGGAACUGGGGCUCCAAGUGGAUCUACAGGACCCUAUCAGUGACCCAUGCCCGCCAGAGGGACCGCUCACUCACAGCCCGGCGGGCCACGGCUACAGCCAAGAAGCAGUUCCAGGCAGCAGCCCACAGCUACAUGGCAGAGACUCUGUCCUUGGGUAGCCGCCUCAGGCCCAACUACCAGUGGGGAUUCUACCUGUUCCCCAACUGUUAUAACCAUGGAUGGAUGGAGCCAGGAUACACAGGGAGAUGUUCCAGGGAGGUGAGGGGGCAAAAUGACGAGCUACUCUGGCUGUGGGAGGCUAGUUCUGCACUCUACCCCUCUAUAUACCUGCAGGCGUCUCUAGGGGACAGGCAUAGCGCCGCCCUCUUGGUGAGAAACCGAGUCCAGGAGGCGCUGAGGGUGUCUGCCCUGCCCGCCCGGCCCACCACCGCACCCGUCUACGUGUACACACGACCCGUCUUCAUCGACCAGAACAGACGCUUCCUCAGCCAGGGGGACCUUGUCAGCACCAUCGGGGAGAGUGCUGCUGUGGGGGCCUCAGGAGCCGUGCUGUGGGGGGCCAGUGCCGACUACGAUGACAAGGCGUCCUGUGAGGCUCUUUCCUCGUACCUCACCACCACGCUCAACCCCUACGUCGCCAACGUGACAGCCGCCGCCCAGCUCUGCAGCGACUUCCUGUGCCAGGGGAACGGGCGCUGCGUCCGGAAGCACUAUGAGUCGGACCACUACCUCCACCUGUCCUCAGGGAACUUCCGUAUCCUCCGGGCCAGGGGCACGUACAUGGUCCUGGGGACGCCCAGUCUGGCUGACCUGACUCUCUUCUCCAGAAGGUUCACCUGUCAGUGCUAUGCAGGACGGACAUGUGCCCCCAAGCUGCCCAUACACCUGUCUAAAGCACUGGUGUUUAGACUGAAGCAUCAGGGUCUAUCCGACAAGACUAAGACACUGAAUAAAGUGAUAGCUGAUAUGGAACAAUCAACCAUUAAAGAGAACUUGAACAAACACUGAAACACCGAUGGAUGGAUCAUGAGUGUUGACCUGUGUAACUGGACGGUGUCCUGUGUAACAUACACAAGGUGGCACAAGUCUCUUGUUUGACCUUUAUAAUAAUACAAUAAUAAUAAUCAGAGGUAAGUGACGUCUCAUGCAGAUAAUGGCUUCGGGUGAAAUGUUGACUAAAAGGUUGUUGAUUGAGGAUAAGGACAAACUAUAGUGUGUGCCAUGUACAACCUGGGGGUUUCUGGUCGCUGUUUUCUCUGUGCCUUUAUAAAGUUCACACUGCAGUAAUGAUGAUGCUCCAUACUGAUUUACUUGUCUACUGAUUUCAUUCAGCAGGAAAUAGAUAUGUUGCGACAGGAACAACGAAGAGUUUAUUGCAAGUAGAGAUGGUUAAUCUGUGACAACAUUUCUCCAGUAGUUAUUUGUAUAUCAUUUGAGUGUAUAUGUAAAUAAAAUGCGACUCUCUGUCUCAGUGA
This is a messenger RNA of Salmo salar (Atlantic salmon), 2087 nucleotides long. Its product is annotated as hyaluronidase PH-20-like. Gene Ontology annotation, biological process: carbohydrate metabolic process; hyaluronan catabolic process. Lineage: Eukaryota; Metazoa; Chordata; Actinopteri; Salmoniformes; Salmonidae. Gene Ontology annotation, molecular function: hyalurononglucosaminidase activity. Gene Ontology annotation, cellular component: acrosomal vesicle. The record is from RefSeq and is a predicted model, not a curated record.